GCAGAGAUCCGGGGAGGCCCAGCCGGAGGGAAGCAACAGGACGUGGGUGUGUCCUGGGGCUGUAACACCCAGUGGAGGAGGAGUGGGGCCAGGCUGGGGACCCUGCUUUGAAAAGCCAGUGACAAAUAUUCAACAGCCCACUCUGCCUCCAUUCCACAGAGAGGCCAGGAGGUGGGGCGUUUGGCAGGGUGCCCAGCUAGUAGCUUAGAGGAAGUAAGCUUGGGGGAGGGGAACAGACGUCUUUGGGUCCCCUUUGGUGGGCGGGGCAAGCAAACCUCCUCGGAAGCAGGCUUAGGAGGAAAGCAGAGGAGGACGCUGGGCGGCGCAGGCAUGCCGCUGGAGCUCUUUCUGGACCUGUACUCGCCCCCCUGCCGUGCCAUUUACAUUUUCGCCAGGAAGAAUGGCAUUCCCUUUGAGUUUCGGCCUGUGGAGCUAGGGCGAGCGGAGCACCUGAAGCCUGAAUUCUUGAAGGUUAACCCCCUGGGGAAGGUACCUGCCCUGAGGGAUGGAGACUUUCUGUUGGCUGAGAGUGUGGCCAUCCUUUUAUACUUGAGCCGCAAGUACCAGACGGCGCCAUGCUGGUACCCACCUGAACUGCAGGCCCGUGCCCGCGUCGACGAGUACCUGGCGUGGCAGCACACUGCCAUCCAGCUACCUGCCACCAACGUCUACCUGUGUAAGUCCCUCCUGCCCCACUUCUCGGGGCAGCCCGUGGACACCGUGCGGCUAGACCAGCUGUUGGGGAGGCUGAAACCAGCCCUGCAGCACAUGGAUCAGGAGGUCCUGGUGGCCAGGCCCUUCCUGGCCACUGAGCAGGUCUCCCUAGCCGAUCUGAUGGCAUUCACGGAGCUGAUGCAGCCCACUGCUGUUGGCUGUGACAUCUUCCGAGACUGGCCCCGGCUGGCAGCUUGGCGAGCCCGAGUAGAGGCUGCCCUGGGCCCUGAGCUUGUCCAGGAAGCCCACAAGCGUGUGCUACAGCCUCGGGACCCCAGAGACGCCCAGCGGGACCCCCAGCUGGCACAGGAGCUGGUGCAUCGGGUGCAGGAGCGGCUCGGCUGAGACGGGUGCGGUGCAGCCCAUUCCCCUGCACUCUGUCCCCCGAACAAUAAACAUGCUGUGUGCCCUCUA
Suricata suricatta (meerkat) is the source of this 1128-nucleotide messenger RNA. Its product is annotated as glutathione S-transferase theta-1-like. Gene Ontology annotation, molecular function: glutathione transferase activity. Gene Ontology annotation, cellular component: cytoplasm. The record is from RefSeq and is a predicted model, not a curated record. NCBI's taxonomy places the organism in Eukaryota, Metazoa, Chordata, Mammalia, Carnivora, Herpestidae. The coding region runs from base 331 to 1059 and encodes 242 amino acids. Gene Ontology annotation, biological process: glutathione metabolic process. The transcript is spliced from 5 exons.